UGGAACCAACAGAACUGAAUACAGAUGGUAGUACGAAUAUGCCACAACCCAGGUGUAUUAUAUUUGAGCGAGAUAACCCUAAUAUUCCCCAACUAUAUAAUGUCGUGGGCAACCUAGCCAUUGAAUAUUGGAAUUGGUUUCUCGGAAAACUGGAACAGCUAAAAAAUCUCUGCUUUCGACCCAUAUGCAAUUUAAAGUUAACACUAUCUGCAGAUCCUGAGAUUCUGGAUAGGAUUAGCCAAACAAGAGGAUGGAAUACGGCGGCCUUUCGAUGCAUAGAGUUCCAUCCGAAAAUUUCCUUAAUGGCCUUAGUGACUAAUCAAGAUAUUAUUCUGAUCCAUGAUGGAAGAAGAAGCAACACACACACCAAUCUACAGAACUUUCAUCAAAAGGACAUCACCUGUGCAGUCUUUCGUCCUUGGUCACCGGUAUGCGAAUUAGCCGUAGGAUGUGCUUCGGGGGUAUAUUUAUGGAGGGAAAGUGGAAGGUCCAACCACAAUAUUCGCCACAUGCUGGGCACCCACCUCAUGAGAGUCCUGCAGGACGAGGGGCACAACUAUGUGACCUCGCUGCAGUGGAACGAAGAUGGUACCAUCCUGAUCAGCGCCGCUUUGGGCUCAUCACAUAUCAUCCUUUGGGAACCGGACUGUCAGCAGAAGAUUCGCUUGAUUCCAGCUCCCAAUAGCCUGAGCUCCUUUUCGCUACUGCGAUAUAGUCCCGAUUUCCAGGUACUUUUCUGCGCAUCCUGCGAUGCCGGUGCAAGUCUAUGCCAGUUGAAUAGGUCGAAGUGGAAAUCGGAACAGGUCCUCAUGCGGAAUCGCAUUCAAACGGCUGUCUGGACCACUUGCAGUUCAUAUCUGCUGUUUGUGCGGGAGGGCAGUACUCGUGUUUACUCAUGUACCAAUGAUGGGGAAUCAACGAUUUUUCUCCGCCCCAAACCCCAAUGGAGGGUCGAAUUGGUGGUGGACCUGCAGGAGGUCACAACUUGUUCCGGGGAGCAGAGGUGCUGCGGUGAACCCCACACCUUCGCCAUGGAUCCCCUGGGCCUCUACAUGGCCAUAAUCUUCAAGCAGCAGUCCUUCGUCCUGCUCUGCCUUUUGGCCAAUUUCCGACUGGGUUCACCGCGUCUCCUGCCCCUUGAAUUUAUAAAUUGCGAUGCCGAUGGCGAGGAGUACCCAACUUGUAUGGGAUUUGGUAUAUCCGAUCCGCAAACUCGAUGUCUGGUGAUUUGCUGGAACUCGGGGCAUAUUCAGCGAUAUGUACUAACUGCAAAGUGCUGGCAAGAGGCCCAGGUAUUACAUAAUAUAAAGUAA
Messenger RNA from Drosophila suzukii, 1313 nucleotides. RefSeq names its product aladin. Gene Ontology annotation, cellular component: nuclear pore. Gene Ontology annotation, molecular function: protein binding. NCBI's taxonomy places the organism in Eukaryota, Metazoa, Arthropoda, Insecta, Diptera, Drosophilidae. The record is from RefSeq and is a predicted model, not a curated record. Gene Ontology annotation, biological process: nucleocytoplasmic transport.